Oryzias latipes (Japanese medaka) is the source of this 4493-nucleotide messenger RNA. NCBI's taxonomy places the organism in Eukaryota, Metazoa, Chordata, Actinopteri, Beloniformes, Adrianichthyidae. The record is from RefSeq and is a predicted model, not a curated record.
GAUGCCUGCUUCAAUCACCACCUCCCUUCUAGAGAUACCCCAGAUCUCCUCAUUCGUCUUCCUCCAGAAUUUCUACUUCUCCUCUAGAUCCCAUCCUACCAGAGAGGUCCCAAAAACUGGAUGAGCGUUCUGAUGAAGGAUUUACGGACCGGCCGGACAGUUUUCAGGGACUCACGUGACGCUCAGGAAAAAGUUGUCAUGACCUCAACACAGCCAGUUCCUCCCUGUCAGCCCCCAGAGGAAGAUGAAGAGGAGGAGACGUUAAAGUUUGGCGAUGGCACCACGUCCUCAGACAUCUCUUCUUCUUACUCUUCUGUCAAGACAGACAAGUCUGAAGAUGCAGAAUUGGAGAAUCUUUCUGCCAUAAGGCAGGUGAGCAGGACUGCAGCAGCCAGCUCAGAUGUGGAGGUCAGGAGGUCACCAGAGGGGAGAUGGACUUGUGAAGCGGGAGCAGCUGAGGAGUCUGGGAGUUUCUGGAAAACGGGCAGUGUUUAUGAAACCCAGACGUGCCACAAAGCCCAGGAGUGGCUGAGUGUGAUGUCGGAGCUCAGUCAACGCCUCAGCAAAGGGAAGUCCUCUCCGGAUCCCAGAGCUGCUGUGGGAGCUGAUGAAGACGAUGAGGAGGGAUCUUCGUCGCUGAGACUCCAGGCCCAACACUCCUCUGCUGUGGAUGAAACAGCCUGUGACAGCUCAGUCACCUGUGAGGCAGAACGCAGCUGCAGACACCCACACAUCCUUUGUGGAGGGGCGCAGACUCUGGCUCCUGCUGAUGAUGUGGAGAACAUGUACGAGGAGGUCCAAACACCUGAGCAGCACAAGUCCAUCAGCUGGAGAUGUGAAGAUCUUUGUGACUCUGGCACGUCCGCUCCACCCUGCAGCAAGAAGCUGCCCACAGAUGUCAGGCAGGUGAGCAGGCGAACCGUCAGCAGGACAGAGGUGGCCGUACGAGUCAGUACACCUCAUCUUGCCACCAUCAAACAAAGCUGUGACACUAAGGUUCAACAGUUGAUGAAAUCGAGGAAGAACAGCGCUAAGGAAGGAUUGAGAAAAAAAACGUUAGCCAUGAUCCGCAAAGUGGCCUUCCUGCAGAGGAAAAACUCCACAGGUGAGGGGAGUGAUGACACAGGAUACUUGGACGUGUCCAUUUGUGAAUUGAAGCACCCUCCAGCUGUACUGUGCCCCAUGCCGGAGGGGCUCAGCAGCCAGCAGGUCAUCCGACGCCUCAUUCUCAGCUCUAUUGUUCAAAGUGAGAGCAGCUACCUGGACUCCUUGAAGAGGAUCCUGCAGGAAUACCAAAAGCCGCUACUGGAGAGCCACACUUCCAUCCUAAACCCGGAGAAGGUGCAUCAGAUCUUCUUCCGUCUGAGGGAGAUCCAUCAGUGCCACUCCAUGUUCCAGAUCGCCCUGGCAUCGCGCGUGGCGGACUGGGAUCAGAGUGAGAUGAUUGGCGACCUGUUUGUGGCCUCGUUUUCAAAGUCCAUGGUGCAGAGCGUGUACAGAGACUACAUCAACAAUUUCACCAAAGCCAUGGCGCUCAUCAAGAAGGCCUGCGUGUCCAGACCUGCCUUCCUGGACUUCCUGAAGAUGAAACAGGCGUCAUCGGCAGACCGGAUCACGCUGUACGGGCUGAUGGUCAAGCCCAUCCAGCGUUUCCCUCAGUUCAUUCUGCUGCUACAGGACAUGUUGAAGAAUACUCCGCUGGCCCAUAAAGACAGACUUCCUCUGCAGCUGGCUCUCACCGAGCUUGAGAUCCUGGCGGAAAAGCUCAACGAAGAGAGGCGUUUGGCUGACCAAGAAGCAGAAAUCCAGCAGCUGGCCCAUAGCAUAGGAGACCGCAACCUCAACAAGCUGCUAAACUCGGAGCAGAGGCAGCUGAUCCACUCUGAGCUGCUAACUGAGACUGUCUAUGGGGACAAAGGUCAAGUCCUUAAGUCUAAGAAGCGAAAGGUGUUUCUCUUCAGUGACUCCUUGAUUUGUGCCAACAUCAACUGGAAGGGUCCUCCUGAAAUCAGCAGCCUGGUUCCCUUGGGAGCCAAAUGCUCCGUGAAGUGGUGUGCCCCUGUGGCACAGAUCCAAGUGGAGGAAGUGGGGCAGGAUGGGGUUGUGAUUAGUAGGCGGCAUAGCUCUGCCUCCACUACUACAGGGAGGUUGUUCUUGGGGCCCCCGAGGUUAUUCCAGGAACUGGAGGAGCUACAGCAUGACCUGGCUGUGGUGGAGGAGGUGUCUCUGCUGGUGGGCACGUUACAUGGACUCUACCAGAACCUGAACAGCACAGUGUCUCAGGACUGGUGCUGCGCUCUGCAGAGGCUCAUCCGUCUGAAGGAAGAGCAGAUCCAGGACGCCAACAAGUGCUGCCUGCGUCUGUCCAUUCCAAGCCGUCCAGACAGGUCUGGACGCCCUGUGAGCAUUAUGGUGGUCUUCAACACCCUCAGCCCCCACAGCAAAAUCUCCUGGGUGAACCGCAUCUACCUUGCUAAGCUGGCUCAGAGAAAGGAAAACUCUCCUGGAUGGGAAUGUUAUGAAGAUGACUGCAAGACCCAAACCCUGUUUGGUUCUCCACUGCUGACCUGCUCUUUGCCGGUUCUGUCCUCCAGGACACUCUCUCUGACGCUGAAGGCGGCUCUGCACAGUCCUUCUCAGUCCACCCUGCUUGGUCUCUGCUCCACCACCACAUGUCUGCCGCAGGGUUACCUCUGGGUUGCUGGUGGUGGAGGCGGCUCUCUCCACGGCCAAGUAGAUAUCUUUUCUUUGAACCGAACCACACCUCGCUUGGUGAAGAGCAUCCCACUGAGGUCCCCCGUCCUCUGUCUGGAGCUUGUGAGGGAGCCAGGUCCUCGGACUGAUGAAGAAGAGGAGGAAAAAGAGUCUGGGAGGGUCACAAGGGCAGAGAACAUCAUCUGUGUGGGUCUGCAGGACGGCAGCAUUCACGUGCACAGCAGUGUGGACACGGCUGUGGAGACUCUGCAGACCCUGGUGAACCCGGACAGCUGUCCUGUGCUCUGCCUCAAACAUUCGACCUCCUUCCUCUUUGCUGGACUGGCCAAUGGUAAAGUAGCUGUGUUCCAGAGAGCAGCUGGAGAGAUGCUAUGGGACGCGGACUCGUGCAGACUGGUGCUGCUGGGCUCAGAGCCGGUCCACGCUCUGCUUACAGUGGAAGAUGCUGUGUGGGCGAGCUGUGGCCAUCAUGUCUCUGUCAUCCAGGGAGAGGGUCUGCACACACAGGUUUUGGAAGUUCACCAUGAUCCAGGCUGCCGGGUUCGCUGUAUGGUGCGUUCAGGAGCUGGAGUCUGGAUGGCCUUCACAAAGGGCUCCUCCAUUUACCUGUUUCACACUGAGACACUGGAAGCUCUGCAGGAAGUGAACAUCUCAGCCCGUUCCAGACAUCCAGGUCAGCUCACGGUCUCCUGUAUGCUGAUUUGCCAGGGUUUGUUGUGGGUGGGCACCAACCAGGGAGUAAUCCUCACUUUCCCUGUUCCCACCCUGGAGGGCAUCCCCAGGAUCACAGGAAAGGGGAGAGCAUCUCUAAAUGCUCACUGUGGCCCAGUGGACUUCCUGGUGUCAGCUUCCAGGACUCUGGUUCCGGACUUCCUCAGUCGAGGCCCCGUCCUCAGCAGCAGCCAGGAUGGAGAAGCAAGUCUUGGAGUUGAUGAAAGGGCGGAUAAACACAGCUCCUCCCAGGAUCCAGAAGCUCCCCCUUGGAAGGGUCUCCUGCUGCAGUACAGAGUCACGUCCAGCUGCCAGCUGCCCGGGAAGCUGCUGUCUGCCCAGCCGGAGGAGGACGGAGCAAGGACCCCCCCAGAUCAGCCAGAGCACAGGCCAGAGGACGGCUCCAUCUAUGAAGUGAGUGAGGACCCUGAUGUGUGGGUCAGAGGCCAGGCCAUGGGGUUGGGGGACGAAAGGGAGGGCAAGCGCAGCAGAAUGACCUCCACAGCCGUCUUCUCCGGUGGCAGAGGGUUCUGCAGGACCGGGCAGAGCAAGUCUGCUGAGAACUCCACCGAAAACACUCUGCUGGUGUGGCAGCUGCCUCUGAUCCUCAGCCAGUGACCUCAGCGAGCCAUUCCAUCAGUGAGCUUCAGCAGCCGCCCGCAUAAGCUGUCUGCAGGACGGAAAACAGGCACCGGAGAUCUAAGCUCCACCCACAGAGGCGGCUCUCCUUCACCUACAACCAGCAACUACUUUUUAGAAAAAAAGUCAUUUUCAGUAAAUUUUUGAUUUAUUUAACUUCAGUCUAAUUUUACGAAUCUUUGGAUUUUCCCACAAAACUAGAAUCAGAAAAAUUACUUUGCAGACACGAAGACGAUUUCAGUCAGAGGAACACUAAAGCAUGGAUGAUGGCUUUAACAUGCAGAAUUGAAAAAGAACCCAUUCUCCUUCUAAUAAUUCAGUCCAAUUUAACUUUAUUUAUAAAGCUCUUUAACAGUCUUCGCUAACUCAAAGUGCCAUACAAAACAAAGAACCAAAAAAAUAAAAAUACAGUCUUUUUUCUUCCUAGA